Messenger RNA from Adineta steineri, 2796 nucleotides. The record is from the annotation of a GenBank genome assembly. NCBI's taxonomy places the organism in Eukaryota, Metazoa, Rotifera, Eurotatoria, Adinetida, Adinetidae.
AUGGAUGGAAAUAAAAAAUUUCGUUCUCGUGCUUUAAUCGUUAAAACUGCACUUCGAUUUAUUACAAAAUCUCGUCGAAAAAGUAUAUUUUCUGGUGAAAGUUUUUCAUCGGACAAUCUUUCAAUAUCAUCAUCACCGCCUCCAUUACAUUCACCAUGCUUAUCAAAAGAGUUUCAUUAUCAUCAAGAAAAAUAUCAAAAGCGCAUUCCGGAUGCUCCAACCAAUGUUCGACUUAUCGUUACUGGUUCAAAUAGCAUCACAGUUACAUACGAUGAACCGCAUAGAUCCAAUGGAGCUAUGGUUAUUAAAUAUAAAAUUGAAUGGUGUAUUAAUGAAAAUUUUGAAGAAAAUUCAUCAUCUGAUAGUCUAAUACAAAAUGAUAUUGUAAAGAAUUGUUUUCUUCGUGAAUAUGUUAUUCGAGAUUUACCUAUUGGACAAAAAUGUUAUGUACGUGUAUCAGCAGGAAAUAUACGUGGAUUUGGUCCAUCAGCAAUUGCCAAUCCACCUUAUUGUGUUCCAUCAAGUUGGCGUGAAUUUUCUAAAACCUCACGUCCGAGUAUAUGUGAUUUACGUUUUGAAGAAAUUCUUAAUAAAAUUCGACCUGAAAAAAUCCUCAAUGAACGUGGAGCAAGUGGUGCAAUUACAUCAACUUCUAAUUAUACAAAUAAUGGAACUAGUGAUGGAAAUGAAUCUCCUGAAAUGCCAGUACCUGCAAAUUCGACAAGAAAUCGUCGUCGAAGUUAUGGAAAUCUUCGACGAAAUCUUCGACAAUUCUUCCAACUUUAUCCUCGUUUAGCUAAAACAAUGAAACGAGGUCUUUAUUUAGUAUCUGUUAUAUUGAAUGGUGAACGAAUAUUAGUAACAAAUGAAGAUGUUUUACCUAUGGUUGAAGUUGAUGAAAAUUAUGGUCAUAAUUUAUUAGGAGAUUUUCAAUGGUUUAUGAAAUUAACAUUUGUUUGGGAUGAUUUAAAAACUUUGCGACCUGAUUUAGAACGAUGUUCAAGUGCAACAACAUUUUAUUUACGUAUGAAACUUGUUCAAGCAGCUAUUGAGCUUCAAACAUUAGAAGAAAUAACUAAUCUUGGUCGUCUUCAUCAUACCUAUAUACGUGAUAAUGAUGGAAAUGUUGCAUUUGUAUUAAUAAAUGAUUUAUCUUCAGAUACACGAACAAAUAUUUGUCCACCAAAUUUAAAAUGGACAUUAAUGGCAAAAUUUUUUGAAACAAUUAAAGAAACUGAAACAAAUAAUUCUUGUCUUCAACAAAUUACUGAUAAACUUCCGGAUAUGAUAGAUUUUUAUCAUGCAUCCAUGCGUCGUCUAGAUCCUGGUUUAUAUGUUGCUUAUUUAAAAAUGCAAAAUAGUGUUGAUUGUGUACGUGUUAUGGUUAAUAGAUAUAUGCCCGGUUCAUUACCCUGUACAAAAAUUCGUUCUAUAGCAAAUGUAUCAAGAGAAGAAUGGGAAUGGUUACAUAAAAGUUCUAUAAUAGAUAAUGAAGAACCGAUAAUAUUACUAUCAGAAGAUCAAUCUAAUGAAACUAGUCUUUCGCGUUUUAAAACACAAUUUGAAGAAGCUGCAAAAGAUUUAUGUCUUAUGCUUAAUCUUCCAGAAACUCAUUUUUCAAAUAGUCGUAUAUAUGAUGCUCAAGUUGUUGAAAUUCGUGAUGAUCUUUCAUUAAUUAUUUUAAUGUCAACUGCUGAUGAAGUUAAUGUUCUUUCAACUCCAUCUUCAACGAAACAACGUUAUUCGAUAACAUCGGAUUGUUUAACACCAUUCAUGUAUUUACCUGUAUAUAUAUUUGAAGUUUUACAACAUUUAAGUAAUAAUUAUCGUUUUAUAUCUCAAUAUAGUCGUGUAUCGAUUUGUUUGGAUUUUGAAUUGAUUUGUGCUCAACAAAGUCAACGUGAAGCAUUUUCAACAAAUGAAUUAGAUGAAUCACGUUAUCGUCUUAAUCAUUUACUAACAUGUCAACAAGAUUUAGAUGAUAUAUGGCGUUCAUCACGAUGGCUUGUUGAUGUUAUUAAUUGUGCAAAAGAUAAAUCUUAUGCUGGUAUAUCAUUAAAAUCUUGGUUAGCAUUUCAAAAACCAUCAAAUGUUCAAUUAAAAAUCACUGCAACUGAUUCAACAUCUGUUAAUUAUGCAUCAGAUUCAGCAUUAGAUACAGUUAAAUUUAGUAAUUCAACAUUAGCAUUACCAUCAACAAUGACAUCAACAUCAUUAUCAUCACCAUUUUUAAAUGAUACAUCAUUAAUGACAAAUUGUGACAGUGGUUUUAUUGAUCAUGAAACAAAUAAUAAUAAUAAUAAUGAUAGAUAUAUGACAAAUCGUACAUCAACAAUAUCAACAACAGAAACAAAUGAUCCAAUUGAAUUAACAAUUUACAUUCCUAUAUUAACAUCAAAUACAUUAAUACCAUUUAAAUUACGAACAAAUAAAUUAACAACAGCAUAUGAAUUAUUACAAUUAGCUAUGAAACAACAAUAUGUAUUAUUAAAAUCAAUUUCAUCAUUAACAUCAUCAACAUCAUUAGUUUUUGUUUGGGUACGAUCAAAUAAUCGUGAACAAAUUAUUGAAGAUAAUUUAAUAGCGGGAGAAAUUGAAAAACGUUUAAUACGUUAUGGUGGACAAAUUCAUAUACGUUCAAGAGGUUUAUCAUCAUCACGUUCUUCUCAGCCAUUAAAUAAACUAUCAUCAGGAGUACGUCUAUCACCAACAACACCUUCUUCAUCGAAUACGAAUGCUUCCAAUAAUAAUAAUAGUUCAAAUGGACCUGGAUCAAAUUUAAGUUUGAAUAUUUAA